Molecule: messenger RNA, 5308 nt
Organism: Rhopalosiphum padi (bird cherry-oat aphid)
Lineage: Eukaryota; Metazoa; Arthropoda; Insecta; Hemiptera; Aphididae
Gene: RhoGAP102A
Biological process (GO): signal transduction
Source: RefSeq, a predicted model, not a curated record
CUUACAUACAGUGAACUAAUUUCUUAGAUUAUGGUUUCAAUUUACAAUUAAUUUCCUACACGUGUUUUAUACUCAAUAGUUUUUGGAGUGGAAAAUAUUAAUAUCCCUAUCGAUAUAAUUUUUUUAAGACAGACAAUUUUUGGCAAAUGAUAUUAUUCCUGUUUACCAUCUUCAUAAAAAAAAAUCCGGGCAAGUUGCCCUGAUCACCCUGUAUCUAAACUAGUAACUACUAUUAUAUAAGGUGAUGCAAAACUAUAUAAGACAUACGUGUGGGUGUUAUAUAUUUUGGCACACUACUACUCCAACAUUCGAUCGUUAUCUUCUCCUUCCCACUCCCACUAUUUCCCUACACAACUCUUCCUAUCAUGAAUUUACCUCACUAAGAAAAUGCCCGCGGCUAUUUUCGAGUCUAGUGCGAGUCGCGGUUACGACAAGACAUUUUUAUUGUAUAUAAAAAUAUGUUUAAUUUCCAUUCGUCGACGGUUUAUUUUUCAUUCCAGUGUGUAUGUGUAAUUUAAAUAUUUAAAUCUCGUAUGCAAGUAGAGUUUGUUUUUUAAGAUAAUGUAUCAAUUUUUUUUUUAAUUAUUCGUCGAUCUAUACUGAUAAUGUUGUUUUUUAAAUAAUAAAAAUAAAUGCAUUUUAUACUAAGUGUUUAUAUAGCUUAAUGCACGUGUGUAUUUGUUGUGCUUGAAUAAAAUAAUGUCUGAACCAAGCAGUUCACGUGACGAAAAUGAGGAUAAGCCACGAAAAUGUAGUUUUAAAUUAAUUACAAGAAAGAAAAAAAUAACAAAAAAAAGCUCUCGAAUCAGUAUUGGAGAAUGUAAUGAAGCAAUGGGUAAAACUUGGGAAAAAGAAUCGUUUAAAGAUAGAAAAAAUAGAGGUUCCAAACGAGAACGAUGGCUGUUAACACGAAAAACGUGGAGAUAUAUGGCAGAUGCUGGUAGAAAAUUGAUACCUGAAAAUGUUGGAAAUCGACCCGAAGAUGUACCAAAGAUCGAAGCAUACUUUCAAGACGUAUGCCAAAAGGAACCUAGAUUUUUACUAUGGAGAAAACAAUCAUACCCUGGAGCCUUAGGAUUUAGAAGUCGAGGUAGACCAAGAGGAAACAGGUUUAAAUUAGGAAGUGUCCGAGAAAACGCUAGUAGUGCGGACGAAGCUGAAAAUAUAGUUAAGGUACCUAGUGUAUCAUUUUUAGCACAUCCUAGACCAGCUGGAAGAUAUGAACUUCAACAACUCAGAAAAGACUUUUUAUUUGGUUCAACUGAAAAUAAUACACUGUUAUCAAAUUAUCAAUAUCCUGAUUCCAAAUCUGACUUAGUUCAAUUUAUUAAUGAUUAUAUUGGUAAUCCCGAAGAAACAACGCGCGUUGAAGAAUCUUCGUUCGAUCAUGAACAACUUUUGGAAAAACUAGAAGAUUAUAUAUCAAAAACAAAUGAUACACAAACGUUAGAUAAUAAAAAACCUUUGAGAACGAGUAUAUUGGAAAGUGAUAACACACAAAAAAAUCUAUUGGAAACUUUAAGGAGGUACUAUGCAAGGUCAACAAAUAGAGAAAAAGUAAUAGGAGAUAUUUUAAUGGAUAGAAAACUGUUAGAAAACUUGUACUUUGAACUAAGGAAAACGAGAGGAUUUUUGGGUCGAAGAGUAAUUGGUUCAUCGUCAAAUUUAGGACUUUCUUCUAUGAAUUAUUUUAAUUCCGCGUGGAAUGAUAAUCAAAGAAAAUAUGAUAGAGUAAAUACAUCAUCAGAAUAUUUAAAUAUUUUCAAUGAUAAAAAAAAUAAAUUGUUUUUAUCAAAUGACAAAUCGUAUAAUUUAUCGUCUCCGCCACCUGUUAUAGAAAUUGAAGACAUGGAAUCAAAGUACAUUGAUGUUGGUAUUCAAACUGUGCCCUUAGAACCAGCUAUGUUAGGAUUGAUCGAAGAUGAGAAUAGAAGAAAACUCGAUUCAACCGAAAUGCCCGAUAGUUUAUCAAAAGUUCCUUCGAAAGCUUUACAACGCAAAGCUAGCAUAGAAAAUGACGAUAUAUCACCAUCUGUAAGUGACACAAUAAAAAGAUAUUUGAGAAUGGCAAGAAAAAAAAGCGUUGAAUCCGAUAAAAUAGAUAGGUUUAAACGAGUAAACUAUGACCGUAAUAUAAGAAAUAUUAAAGGUAAAGGAGAACCGGAUAUAUGCGAGGGUGAUGAUACUAAUAAAUCAAUACAAACAGACGAUUCAUGGCUUUCGAUUUUAAAAAAUAUUGAUGACAAUUCUAACUCAAGAAUAACAAGUUCUAGAAGCAGUAUUGAUACUGGCACGACCUUUAGCGGAGAAGAACUGUUAUCACCUCCUUUAUCCCCACCGAAGUCUCUUAACGCCCCCGGAAUGCAGAAGUCAAGAUCUUCAACAAAUGUUCAGCAAGGGUUUAUGUCCAAGCGCAUAUGGAAAGGACGUUCAAAAAGUCAAACUAGAACAAAUGCGGUUGCAUCUCCUUGGACACCAUUGGGUAAUUGUCUAUGGCUGCAUGCAAGUGGAAAAUCAAUUCUUUUAAAGGAUUUGAGUCUUCUGGACUUAACCGAUCUUGAAAAAGAAGUACUAUCGCUUGUCUCCCUAAAUAAACUUCAAGAAAUAAGUCUUGGAGUUCCAGUACGAAUACCAACAGGAAAUGUGUUAUCAGCCGGUCCAAAAAAACGAAGACCAUAUCUUUUAAAACGAAGAGCAAAUACCACAGGCAACUUGAAAGAUAAGGAUGAUAACGAAAGUCUUUAUCCGCAUACAAUAUUUGGAGUAUCGUUAAACGAUUGCUUAGAACAAGAGCGAUCAUCAAGAUCUCACUUAAAGGUUCCAACUGAGGCUCAGUAUGUGCCGAAAUCCCCACGUGGAAGAAGCAGUUUCUCAAGUUAUAUUGAAGUUCCCAAAGAUUCUAGUGAACGAUCACAUUCCUGUGACUCUACAUCAAGCACACCUGUCAGUGAGUUGAUUAAGACUUUCACAAGUUCUAGUUCAGAUAUUUUAUCUGAUGAUAAUGAUAGUGACAUUAAAUCACACAAAAAUGGAGUUCCUAGUUUUGUCACUUCAUGUCUAAACUACUUAGAAACAUAUGGACUACACAAAGUUGGAGUAUUCCGGAUAAGUAGUUCAAAAAAACGUUUAAGACAGCUUCGAGAAGAUUUCGAUCACGGAAAAACGUUAGAAGAAACAUUAUCAAAAAAUGAAGAUCACGUACACGAUGUAGCUACUUUAUUAAAAGAAUAUUUUAGGGCAUUACCGGAUGCAUUACUUUGUAAUGAUCUUUAUCAAUGUUUCAUACAAACUCAGAAAAUACGUAACAGGCAUUUGCAAUUAGAUGCAAUCAAACAUCUAAUACAAUUGUUGCCUGUAGUAAAUCGUAAUACACUCCACGCACUACUUAUGUUUUUGAGUAAUAUGGCAAAAUUUUCAGAAGAUUCAAAAAAUUCAAAUGGUCAUUUAGUAGAAGGUAAUAAAAUGGAUGCAAGUAACUUAGCUACGCUAUUUGCACCAAACAUCCUUCAUAAGCCUAUUAAAGAACUUAGUCCCAAUGAUUUAAGCGAAGAAAUGACGAUGGAAAGAAGAUUAGCAAUUGACGUAGUUACAGCUCUAAUUGUAAAUUACGAAUAUUUAUUUAAGGUACCAGCUGACCUCCUAGAUGAAGUAUAUGUCCAUAUGCUAGAUACAAACCCUGAAGGUCUAGACAAUGUGAUGAGAUUACGAUUUUCGAACGUCGAGAAAACUAUCCAAAAUGGAUCCACUCAAGAGUCAAAAGAAACUUUGUUAAACGUACAAGAUAAAAUUGGAGCAAAUGUUUCCCCAGAAUUUGAGUCAACUAAAAAUUUGGAAAAUCAGGAAAAAAAAAUUUGGACAAGAGGAGAAUUCACACACCAAAAUUCUGGAAUAGGUGGAUCGGAUGAUAAUGAAGAUUAUAGAUAUAAGCCUAGAGAUCGAGAAACCAGAAGAAGCCGGAGCAAAGGAGCGACAGCUUUUUUCCCAGACGAUGUUGAAGCAUUUACUUACCCAGUAUUUGAACGCAUGCAAAUGAGUAAAAAGCCUGACAAAAUGUCGAGUAAUCAAAUGCAUGCCAACGGAAACCAAGUAAAUGAUUAUGACGGCGUUAUAACUGCCAGUUUAAUGAUACCAGUGCCUAUUAAACAACUACCUAAUUCUUCAUAUCCAUUGAAUGUAGAGGACACCGAUAUACCGUUUAUUGAGGAUGAGAGCAGACAAACUAAUAGUUCUACAGCAAAUUAUCAUCGUAUGUUAGCUACGGUAUCUUCAGAUAGUAGUUCCAUAUCCAGUCCACCGACAUCACCUGAUAAUGUCUCUGGAACAACAAAUUAUACUCCAGAUUAUUAUAAUAAAAAAUCUAUAAAACCUGACCAGAGAAAUAUGCAAUCCAUUAAAGACUUAUCGAAAGAUGCGGAUUCCGAUCACUAUAAAGCUGAAAAAAAAGGAAAAGAGAAGGAUAUAAAAUUUUAUCAAAAAAUAUUAUCCAGUACAGGUCUGGAUAGAUUGUCAAAAAGUGCUAGUUCUACUGGUGUUACUAAGCCUACUGUGUACAAAGAAAAGUUAAAACACGGACCCGACGACAUGACUUUAUCUCCAGAACCAGUGAAAAUAUGCUCUAGUAUAACAAACAUAGGCGGUGCGGUUUUGCGGUCCAAGACCGCCGACAUUGAACACAUAUUGCGGAAACAGGCGGCUUUGAAGCCUAGAAAAGUCAGUCAGACAUCAGAACCGUCGGCGGGCCACGAGAAACCCAAACGGAAAACAUCGGCUGAAGCCACUAGACAUCCGCUGAGGAUAGAACCCGAUCCGAACGUAGGCGAGAGGCUGGCCGGAUGUUCGUCUUACCGGUCUCCGUCACCAACAAGAAACGUCUGGAGACGGAAGGACGUCAUAUCCAGCAUGCCCAAGCACAAAAAACCAUACAACUGAAUACACUGUCAGAUAUAAUAAUUUCAUAUACAUAUAUACUGACAAGGUCAUAUUAUAAGAAUCUAUUAUUAUGUAAAUAAUGCCGUUUAUACUAUUAUAUUAUUAUUUUACUAUCACACGAUUUGCUUUUCUGUUUUCGUUUUAGUCAAAAUGCAAAAUGAAAAUAUAUGUAAAUAAAAAAAAAAAAAACUGUAAUCACUUAAAAAAGAAGUCUUAAUCAUAUACAUAUUUGUAUUUGUGCUUACUAAUUAUUAUACUUUUUAUACUUUUUAAUUUUAUUGUCUCACGAUUAUUUUCGAUAUUUUAUUUAAAUAUUUUUUUUAUAAUUUCAUCUUAUUGAAAAAAAACCACUAAGACUUGAGUCUUUUGAACAUAUUAA